CCGGCGGGAAGAUGGCGGCGGCCCCGGCGGCGGCGGCGGGCGCGGCGCUGGCUCCCCCGGCCCCGGUCGCGGCGCCGGGCCCCGAGGCCGGCCCGUCCCCCCCGCCGCCGCCCCACGAGAUCAAGAGCCAGUUCCGCACCCGCGAGGGCGCCUACCGCCUGCUGGGCGCGCCCGAGCCCCGCGCCAGGCCCGGCCCGCCCGCGCCCCCCGCCGCCCCCGCCCCCGCCGCGCCGCUCCCGCCCCCCGGCGCCGCCGCCGCCGCCGCGGCCCCCGCCCUGCCGCCUGUCCGCCUCUCGCUCGUCCGCCUCAGCCCGCCCGCGCCAGACCCCGCCUGCCCCGAGGCAGAGCCCGGCGCCGGGCUGGCCGGCGAGCGCAGCCGCGUCUGCUUCAACCUCGGCAGGGAGCUCUACUUCUACUCGGGCGCCGGCGGAGCGCCUGGCCGGGGAAGGAGGUCCAUCGACCUGAAGAAACCCAUCGACAAGCGGAUCUAUAAGGGGACGCAACCCACCUGCCACGACUUCAACCAGUUCACUGCGGCUUCCGAAAGCAUCUCCCUGCUGGUCGGCUUCUCAGCCGGGCAGGUGCAGUACCUGGAUCUCAUCAAGAAGGAUACCAGCAAGCUCUUCAAUGAGGAGAGGCUGAUUGAUAAGACCAAGGUGACCUUCGUGAAAUGGAUUCCAGAGACAGAGUCUCUCUUCCUGGCCUCCCACGCCAGUGGCCACCUGUACCUGUACAACGUGGAGCACCCCUGCGGCUCAGCCUCCCCCCAGUACACGCUUCUCAAGCAAGGGGAGGGCUUCACGGUCUAUGCCUGCAAGAGCAAAAGCGCUCGCAACCCGUUGCUAAAGUGGGCGGUGGGCGAAGGAGCCUUGAACGAGUUCGCCUUCUCCCCCGAUGGUCGCUACCUAGCUUGCGUCAGCCAAGACGGCUGCCUGCGUGUCUUCCACUUUGAUUCCAUGCUCCUGCAGGGGAUGAUGAAGAGCUACUUCGGGGGCCUGCUGUGCGUCUGCUGGAGUCCCGAUGGGCGCUACAUUGUGACGGGGGGUGAGGACGACCUCGUGACCGUCUGGUCCUUUGCCGAGGGCCGGGUCAUCGCCAGAGGCCAUGGCCACAAGUCAUGGGUCAACGCAGUGGCUUUCGACCCCUUUACCACCAGCACAGAGGAGGACGAGGCCAGCGAGUUCAGCGGGAGCGACGAAGACAUCCAAGACUCUUUGAAUUUUGGCAGGGUGCGGACAAGCAGCACCCUGUCCCAUCUCUCCAAGCACAGCACCAAAAGUACCCCUUCCGUGACCUACCGCUUUGGGUCUGCUGGCCAGGACACACAGUUCUGCCUCUGGGACCUGACGGAAGAUGUCCUCUACCCUCACCAUCCGCUUUCCCGGGCCCGAACACUCACAAACACAUUUAGCGCCGGUAUCCCACCUUCAGGGAGCGGUGGGAGCAACCUGGCCGCCGAAUCAGGAGGGGGUGCCCUGCCUCGCUCGCUAUCCCGCUCCAACAGCCUGCCCCACCCUGCUGUCACCAGUGCCGCCAAGAGCCACGUGGCAGAUGGGGCGGUGCCCUUCAGCAUUGGCAAGUUUGCCACCCUCACUCUGCAAGAGCGGAAGGACAAGAACGCCGAGAGAGAGCACAAGCGCUAUCACAGCCUGGGAAACAUCAGCAAGAGCAACGACAAGCUCAAUGUGGUGCCCAAGAGCAAGCUGGACACCGCCAAGGUCCUGGGCACCGCCCUGUGCCCCCGGAUCAACGAAGUCCCCCUCCUGGAGCCCCUGAUCUGCAAAAAGAUCGCCCACGAGAGGCUGACGGUGUUGCUCUUCCUGGAGGACUGUAUCAUUACUGCUUGCCAGGAGGGGCUCAUCUGCACAUGGGCUAGGCCAGGGAAAGCGACCGUGAACUCCCAAAACGGCGGCUCGCCAAGUGGCACAGUGGUAUAACCAGGCGUUACCACUCAGCUGGCC
Molecule: messenger RNA, 1961 nt
Organism: Euleptes europaea (tarantolino)
Lineage: Eukaryota; Metazoa; Chordata; Lepidosauria; Squamata; Sphaerodactylidae
Gene: DMWD
Product: DM1 locus, WD repeat containing
Exons: 4
Coding region: 12-1937 (641 amino acids)
Molecular function (GO): protein binding
Source: RefSeq, a predicted model, not a curated record